UAGAAAAACAAGCUCAUAGUUUGAUUCAUUUAUUAAUUUAUCUUUUACUGUAUUAUAUUGUGUAAACUUCUUUUUUUAACAAUACGGUUUUAUUAUUGUUAAAUAAUUAAUAACAACACCAAUAAAUUAAAAUAAAAAAAAAACCCAAACAGUUCAACUCAAAUCCGCAUGCUAACGUUACUGAUCGAGUACAGACCACUAGCAGAGUUGGAUAUUUGUUCAAAUGUUUAGCUAAUAAAAGUAUUCCGGAGUCAUUGUGAACACUUUACGCAUUGAACACAUCCUGUCUGAAGAUAUUCCUUUCAUGACGCUGUCACUUAAAGAUAAAGACCGUCCGGUCAUCAGGAAGCUGUUGGCCGCUGGCUGCUGCGGAAGAUGCGUCCUCCGAUUCUGUUGUGUGGGAAAGUAUUCUUCAUAUCAGCAGUCCUGUGAGGACAUAGAGAAAGAGCUUUUAGCGUUCCUCGGUACGGAUGAUGGCGAGCAAUCCCAUGAUGCCUCAGGAGAGACAGAGACGGGCGAUCCUCCGUGUAAGAAAAUGAAGCUGGAGUCACCUGGAGAGAACGCGAGCGCGGACGGUGCCCCGGAGCCGAAGGUGCAGUCAGGGGUGUGUGUGGCGUGUGUCGGGGUGCUGCAGCACUUCUGCGAUCAGAGUUACGCCAAACAGGUGUCGGACGUUGUGAGAAAAGGCGAGUACCGGUUCGACAGUCUGAUGUUGGCCGUCUCUCUUCCUGCUCAGCUGUCGGUCAGAGAGCAUUCCCUCUGGCUGCACAUCAAGAAGGAAGUCAGGGAGAAGAGCAUGUGUCUGGAUAAGGAGGACGUGGUUCAGGUGAAGGACGCCUUUAAAUGGGCCGUACAGGGACUGGUGGGCAAAGAGCUGGGAGCAUCGGUACUCGCUAACAGUGCAUUCGAGGUCAGCGUGGGUUUCGCGCAUCCAGAAACGGACGGAGAUUGCCACUUCCUGGCUACAGAGUGUCCGGAUUGCUUCAAGCCGACGAAGAACAAAGCCUCUGUGUUCACCAGGAUGGCGGUGGUGAAGGCGCUGGAGAAGAUCUCGGAUACGAAGUUCCUCAGACAUUACCCGUGUCCACCUGUCUCACCCUCCAGCCAGUGCACUCCACUAGACACCACAUGUCUGCAUGCACCUGUCUUCAUAGCAGGGCGGUAUAAUAAGUUCUCACGGGAGCUUCCUCAGACCCCCUGGGUGAUCGACGGAGAGAGACGCAUGGAAGGAUCGGUGGAGGAGUUGAUCGCCAAUCCUCUGCUGACUGCCUUCAAAGCGGACGGUUUUAACUUCUGCUCAUCCGGGAGAGAAGACGUGGACGUACGGACUUUAGGAAAUGGACGUCCGUUUGCCAUCGAGCUUCUGAAUCCACACAGAGCGAAGUUCAACAGAUCCGAAAUGAGACAGCUUCAGGAGACGAUCAACACGUCCUCCGACAAAAUCCGAGUCCGAGACCUGCAGAUCGUAACCAGAGAAGCCACAAGUCGCAUGAAAGAAGGAGAAGAGGAAAAGACCAAGUCCUACAGCGCCCUCAUCUGGACCCAAAAGCCUAUAACGCCUGCCGAUCUGGACUUUUUUGAGAAGAUAAAGGAGCUGAAGAUCGAUCAGAAGACCCCACUCCGAGUCCUCCAUCGCAGGCCGCUUGCGGUCAGACAGAGACACAUCCACUCCAUGAGCGCAAGCUACCUGGAUACACACCACUUCACACUGCAGCUGCGCACCCAGGCCGGGACCUACAUUAAAGAGUUCGUGCACGGAGACUUCGGCCGGACGAAGCCCAACCUCGGCGCCCUCAUGGACACGGAGGUGGACAUUCUGGAGCUGGACGUGGAGUCCGUGGAUGUAGACUGGCCUCCUGCUGUACCCGAGUGAGCGACGGAAACCCAUCCUGAGGAAAUCUUUGGGGAAUUCCCAUCUCCAUACCGACGUCCACACACCAUAUUUCCAUUUAUUGUAGCUCACCGAUGAUGCCGUCAACUCGUGCUAACGUUAAUAGUUGUAGUAAAUCUGCCAUACCGGGGAUACGGUGUGGAUUUAAUCUUAAAUUUGUAUAAAAUCAGGCCGAAAACUAUUCCCGCUGACCGGAGCAGGUCUGCUUUUGGACCGGUGUGAUCAGGACGAUCAUUUCAGCCGGUGUUCUCUGAAAGCGAAGAGAGAAAAGUAUGAUGGUUGUAUCUUUCUUUCUGCUUCUGAAUUCUAAACAAGACCCUCGUUAUCACCGUGUCUUGUGGAUUUUCUGUUAAUAAACCACCCAAAAAAAAAACAAAACCCCUUCAACACUCAGCAGUCGUUAUUAUCUCUACUUCUACAGCCCUCUCCGAAACUAUCGGAACGGCCGGGCCGAUUCAUUUGCUUUCCGCCGUAGACUGACGACAUUUGGGUCCGAGAUCAGAUGAUGAGUAAGAGAAGAGAGUUUAGAAUUUCAGCUUUUAUUUUCCUGAUGUUUAUAUGUAGACGUGUUAAACGACAUAGGACGCGGCAUAUUUUGGAUCAGACUACCUGAUUUUUAGGUUGAGCAAAAAAUAUUGGAACAGGUGUUUCUUGUUACCCAGGUGUGUCCUGUUAGAUUGAUUGUUUAAACAUUAAAUAGUUCUGAACAUCUUCUCAUGGUUUUAGCCUUCAGUUUCACGCGUGAAGACUUAAAAAAAAGAAAAAAAAAAGGAUAAGCCAACACGAAGAUCAGAGAGCUGUCUAUGGGAGAAAAGCAAGCUAUUUUCAUGCUGAGAUCGGAGGUUUUGCACAAACAUUGGGCAUAGCCAAUAGAACAAUUUGGAAUAGUGAAAAUAGAAAGAAACCACUGGUGUACUGAGCAACAGACACUGAAUGGGGCCGCCAAGGAAAACAACAAACCCAAAAACAACAGACAUCGCCAACCCAAACGCCUUUGGUGUAUAGCACAAACAAAUGAAUUGGCUUUGCCGUUCCAAUAGUUUAGAAGGGGUCUCUCUGUGUGUGUGUGUGUGUGUUUGUGUGUGUGUGUGUCAUUUUAAAGCAAGGACAUGUGUAAAGAUCACAUCAUGUUACCUAGCAACAAUGUCAGACUAGCCGUACAACCAUAAAUUGUACGCAAAGCAUACUUUGUCAUGAAUUAUAUAACAAAUAUUGUUUUAUUAAGGUGAAUAUUGAUCAGGUGUAUAUACAGUGUAGGGCAUAAGUUUGCAUCCC
Molecule: messenger RNA, 3166 nt
Organism: Ictalurus furcatus (blue catfish)
Lineage: Eukaryota; Metazoa; Chordata; Actinopteri; Siluriformes; Ictaluridae
Gene: pus10
Product: pseudouridine synthase 10
Exons: 18
Coding region: 305-1873 (522 amino acids)
Biological process (GO): tRNA pseudouridine synthesis
Molecular function (GO): RNA binding; pseudouridine synthase activity
Source: RefSeq, a predicted model, not a curated record